Messenger RNA from Rhinichthys klamathensis goyatoka, 1730 nucleotides. It is a transcript of the gene fdft1, whose product is annotated as farnesyl-diphosphate farnesyltransferase 1. Lineage: Eukaryota; Metazoa; Chordata; Actinopteri; Cypriniformes; Leuciscidae. The transcript is spliced from 7 exons. Gene Ontology annotation, cellular component: endoplasmic reticulum membrane. The coding region runs from base 225 to 1571 and encodes 448 amino acids. Gene Ontology annotation, molecular function: squalene synthase [NAD(P)H] activity. The record is from RefSeq and is a predicted model, not a curated record. Gene Ontology annotation, biological process: cholesterol biosynthetic process; farnesyl diphosphate metabolic process.
GGUUUUAUCGUUUAAAGUGGGGAGGGUAAUAUUAAAAUCACAUAGUCUGUUUACAUAUCAGGUUACAGUGAUAUAUAUCAGACAGUCGCUUGCACUGAAACGCGCAGCUCUGACGCUCCGCGGAGCGACGGGCGUUUCUCUUCCCCUCUGGCGAAUGACUUCACAAAUUAAAGGUGUGCAUUUCGUACUACGUGGAAUUGGAAAUAAAAGCUUAAUUCGCGCACAUGGCUGGUGUUUGCGGGAAGAGCGCCGUGUCGCUGUCCGUGCUCAAGCGCUCGUUCUCGCUGCAGCGCGGGUGCCCGUGGCCUGUGCUCGCGGGUGCGCGGCGCGGCGCGCUGGAAGGACGGUUAAUGGCGGUUCCUCCUCACCCGUUCAGGGCUCAUCGACACCCCGCUUAUGUGUGCUUCUCCUGCCAGGACUCGAUGACUGAAACCCUGCGGACCUGCUAUUCGUAUCUGAACCAGACAAGCCGGAGUUUCUCCGCGGUGAUCCAGGCCCUGGAUGGAGAGUUACGGCAUGCCGUGUGUAUUUUCUACCUGGUUCUUCGAGCCCUGGACACGGUGGAAGACGACAUGACCAUCCCGCUGGAGAAGAAGGUCCCGCUGCUGCACGACUUCCACUCGUUCCUCUAUCAGCCCGACUGGAGCUUCAGCGAGAGCCGAGAGAAAGACCGGCAGGUCCUGGAGGAUUUCCCCACGAUUUCAGUGGAGUUCAGGAAUUUGGGCCAAGAGUAUCGGGACGUCAUUUCAGACAUCUGUCACCGGAUGGGUGCGGGAAUGGCUGAAUUCCUGGAGAAGAAAGUCGCUUCAAUGAAGGAGUGGGACAAAUACUGUCAUUAUGUGGCGGGUCUGGUGGGGAUCGGACUGUCCCGACUGUUUUCGGCGUCCCAGCUUGAGGACGCUGAGGUGGGCCGGGACACAGAGCUGGCCAACUCCAUGGGUCUGUUCCUCCAGAAGACCAACAUCAUCAGGGACUAUCUGGAGGACCAGCAGCAGGGACGGGCCUUCUGGCCACAGGAGGCCUGGAGUCAGUUUGCGUCCCGUCUGGAGGAUUUUGCCCAGCCUCAAAACCUGAGCUCUGCCCUGUCCUGCCUCAACCUGCUGGUGACCGACGCCCUUCGCCACGUCCCUGAUGUCAUCGCGUACCUGUCCCGCCUCCGCAACCAGAGCGUCUUCAACUUCUGCGCCAUUCCUCAGGUGAUGGCGAUAGCGACUCUGUCUGCGUGCUACAACAAUCCUCAGGUGUUCCAGGGCGUGGUGAAGAUCCGGAAGGGUCAGGCGGUGACGCUCAUGAUGCAGGCCACAAACAUGGGCGCCGUUCAGAGCAUCAUCGCACAGUACAGUCAGGAGAUCCUGCAGAAAGUCUCCAUCACGGAUCCGUCCCGGGAACAAACGCUGUGUGUCCUGAAUCUGAUCCGUGAGAAGAGUGUGUCCCGAGCAGCGCUGACGCCCCGAGCGCAUCACAUCUCUCCGGUGUGUGUGUCGGCGGCGAUGAUCCUGGCGGCCCUCAGCUGGCAGUACCUGAACGCCACCGCGGGGCCAGCAGGGGGCGCCGACGUGCAGGGGCACUGACACACACACACACACACACACACACACUGCCCAAACAAGAGGACUGAAGAAAGGGCUUGAGUUCGGGAGUACAAGCUUGUUUUCUGUUUAGGUGAAUCUCACAAACACUCGUCCAAGUCGUGUUUCAGCUCGUAAUCAAGAGGGAAAAGCCUAUUACAA